AAACAUGGCGACUGUCAAAUAAAACGUUUGCUUUGCACAUCUCUAAACGUUAGCGACAAAAAAAAAAUAAAAACCAGCAUUUUUCUUCUGUCGAAAAUAAAUAGAAUUGAAUUAAAUAAGCAAAAAUGGAUGUACGGCCAAAUCAAACAAUUUACAUAAACAAUCUGAACGAGAAGAUUAAGAAGGAGGAGCUAAAGAAAUCGCUCUAUGCGAUUUUCUCACAAUUUGGUCAAAUUCUUGAUAUUGUGGCAUUGACAACAUUGAAAAUGCGUGGACAGGCAUUUGUUAUAUUUAAGGAAAUUGGCAGUGCAUCGAAUGCAUUGCGCACAAUGCAGGGAUUCCCAUUCUAUGAUAAACCCAUGCGCAUUGGUUACUCCAAAACCGAUUCCGAUAUUGUGGCCAAAUUGAAGGGCACCUACAAGGAGCGACCCAAGAAGGUGAAACCGCCAAAACCGGCACCGGGAGUCGAUGACAAAAAGGACAAGAAGAAGAAGCCAACGAGCGCAGAGAACUCGAAUCCAAAUACACAAACUGAGCAGCCACCAAAUCAAAUUCUCUUCCUUACCAAUUUACCGGAGGAGACCAAUGAAAUGAUGCUAUCCAUGUUGUUCAAUCAAUUCCCCGGAUUUAAAGAGGUGCGUCUGGUGCCAAAUCGUCAUGAUAUCGCCUUUGUGGAGUUCACCACCGAACUGCAGAGCAAUGCCGCCAAAGAAGCGCUCCAAGGAUUCAAAAUAACCCCAACGCAUGCGAUGAAAAUUACUUUUGCCAAAAAGUAAAGCAACAACACAUUUAAUUCAUUAAAAUAUAUAUGCUUUAUAUAUAUAUAUAUAUAUAAAUGUCACGCUGUCUGUGCGUAUCAAGAUUUUUGUAUUGCUGAAACAGAUUUAGAUUUGCUUAAACCAAAUCUGAAUCUGUUUCAGUAAUUCCCCAAUUGAAUGCACAGCAGACACUCUUUUUUUUAAACAAAUACUAAUUUACACUUAAUUAGAAUAAAUAAAACUGAUGUACAAUCUGA
Drosophila innubila is the source of this 1015-nucleotide messenger RNA. RefSeq names its product U1 small nuclear ribonucleoprotein A (gene snf). The record is from RefSeq and is a predicted model, not a curated record. NCBI's taxonomy places the organism in Eukaryota, Metazoa, Arthropoda, Insecta, Diptera, Drosophilidae. The coding region runs from base 126 to 776 and encodes 216 amino acids. Gene Ontology annotation, cellular component: U1 snRNP. Gene Ontology annotation, molecular function: U1 snRNA binding. The transcript is spliced from 2 exons. Gene Ontology annotation, biological process: mRNA splicing, via spliceosome.